CUGGCCACUGCUGCUGCGCCCGUCGCCCCUCUCUACGCUCCUUCUUCUCCACCACCCACUUCUCCAUUCGCUUCCAUAAGUCGGAUGACGUGAUACUGACUUCUUCUCCUUCGUUCACCAUUCUCCACGGCGUCGACGUCCCUUUUCGGAGAUGGACACGUUCGAGCUCGACUCGGACGCCUUCUACAUUUGCACAGAAGUGUCACCGCGAAACUUUGUCGUUCAGAAGGCAAUCCAAAUCGACAAGUCACAAAUUGAAAGAAUGGUGGGAAAGUUCGAUGGAAAGGUGGCAGUGGAGAAGACAUCUUCACCAGGCUCCUCUGUGGGAACAUCUAACGCCCACUCACCAGGCACGUCACCGUCGACAUCAGCGUCGGGUGCCAGCGGUAUUCCCCAACCACCUCCACUUCCUUAUUGGUUCAAUCGUGAGUGUAAAUCAUCACUCAUGAUGAUCGGCCCCCAGCCGCCGGGACCUUCUUCGGGGAUGUCGAUGCCCUCAUCAUCAUCAACGAAUCAGUUUGUGCCAGCAGUUCCACCACCACCACCGUUGAGUCGUGAAGAGAUUAAGCAGCUGUUGAAGAAUCAACUGGAGUACUACUUUUCCAGAGAGAAUCUGAGCUCGGACCGAUAUUUGAAAUGCCAAAUGGAUUCGGACAACUAUGUGCCGAUCAAUGUCCUUGCUGGCUUCCCGAAAAUAAUGCGGCUGACUACGGAUGUCGAUUUGAUUGUGGAAGCGCUGAAAGAAUCAACAAAUGUGGAAUUAGACGAAAAGUUUGAGAAGGUCAGAGCUAUCACCAAGCGGAAAGUAAUGCUAAUCCGAGAAAUCCCGGAAACGCAUCGAGAAGAAGUAGUCAAAUUAAUAGCAGAUGGACCACCGUACACUGAUCUACAGUAUGGAGUUAAUGAUGGUUGGUACGUGACCUACGAGAAUGAGUUGGACGCUCAAGUUGCCUAUGUUGCCGUGCAACACCGUAAAAAUGAAAUAACACAGAAGCAAGUUUGUGCACGUAUAAAAACUUGCGGUCCUUCGACAUUUGCUCCCCCACCAGAAGAGACGCCACAUUCAGAGAAUGGACAAAUGACGACACUGGGCAACGGCGAGCAGGGCACAGUACAUCUUCGAGAGUUGGGGCAAACGCUUUCUGAUUAUGGGUUUGUACCUGUGGCCACUUACCGACCUGGAGACCCGAUUUCGAGCCACUUCGAGUACAUCACACCGACGUUCCGCUUCUCUGGAAACAGCUUGUCAUACAAUCCUCCGAUGCCUCCUGUGCCUCCUCUACCACCACAGCAUCAUCAGCAACAUCAGCAGCAGCAGCAGCAACAACAACCACCUCUGCUUCAAAAUACUCCACAACCAUAUUACUACGGAUCAAGUGUCUCGACGACGCCACGGAACUAUGAUGAAAUGUCGACUGCCUCGUCAAACUCCACUCACACCACAACAUCGAAUUAUAAUAAUCGCAAUGGAAGCAGGAAUGGUGGAAAUCAAUAUUAUGAGUCACGUAGCAGCUUCUCGAAUUCAAAUGAAUGGCGUUCUCGUGGUGGUGGUAAUGGUGGAAGAUUCCAGAAUAAUUAUAGUGAAAAUAACGGACGGCAAAGUAAUGGGAGUAAUGGCCGAUGGCGUGGAAACAAUCGAAAUGGAGCAACGACGAAUGGUUAUGGUUAUCAGCAACAUAACAAUCGACAGAAUCAUUAUCAAAAUGGUCAACAACGUGAAAACGGAGAAAAUGGACAUCAUAAUCAUUAUCAGAAUGGGCAAUCUUCCAAUUCUUGGUGGUCGGGAAAUGAUGGGCAAACCCGUCAACGUAAACAACAGCACAAUGGCUAUAAUAAUCGUCCAACUGUAUCAUCAUCUUCCUCAUCGAGUACGAGCUCCAAAUACUUUUCUCCGGAUGCUGUCGAAACUCCGACUAACUCUGGAUCAAGUACACCUCCACAAACAUCGGUUCGCAAUCCGAAAUAUCAUGUUCCUACACCAACGGAUCUUCCACCGCCUCCAGUAUGGCCUGCACCAAACUUUGACCGGAGAAGAAAAAGUUCGGAAACAUCAUUCACAACGAACACGACAACUAAUACAUUGACACCAUCGACUCCAGUCACUCCACCCGUGUUGCGACCGGCAUUUUCUGAAUCUAAAGCUCCGCAAGAACCAUCAAAACCAGUGGAAACGAAGGAAAAUAAUAAGCCAGCUCUAACUGACGAUUUUCCAUUGCCAGAACCUUUGCCGCAAAAACCGAAAAUUGAGACGAAUCAUCAUUCGGCUGUGGAGAAGGAUGCGGAGAAAAUCAAAGUGCGCUCCCCGCCCGUCGUUGUAGCUUCUUCUCCAGCACCUGCUGCUCCAUCACCAUUUUCCUUUGAAGAAACUGCUUUCCCUUCACUUCCAAAGAAGGUGGAACCUGUGAAGCCGCCACAAAAACCGACGUUCAGGUAGAUGAUGACGACGUUGUCAUUUCUAUCCGACAAUCGUUAUUAUCGUUGUCAUGUGAUUUGUGUUGUGAUUGGUAUUGUGCCAUAAAAAAGUUCCGUAGCUGCUGGUCGGCUGAAAAAGAUCAAACAACUCGUUCCGGAGAAAAAGACGUCGUACGCUGAAAAGGCACAACAAUAUCAGAACAAUCACAAAAAAUGAAUUAAUUAAUCAAAUUUUUUAUCAUUCCACACACACACACCUAAAUAGGCCUUCGUGUAUCCUUCUAGUCUGCUUUUCCACAUUCUUUUCCCCUAGUUUUAUGAACCUAUUCAAAAACUGCCCCAAACAUAAUUAACAUUUCUCUUUUCUUGACUAUCAAUCAAUCAACACAAAAACCAACCAACUCUCUUCCCAUCGACGUGUGAUCCAAUCCAUCCCCGUUUCUGUAGUUAUUUUCCAUAUCGAACACCUCAUUGUCUGUCCUAUCUCUUGAUCCGUGUAGUAUUUCAACUUUUCUGUUCUCGGUCAUUUUCCCAGCAACACACAAAAAAAUCAAAUCAUCACCAAUUUUCACAGCCUCCGAAACUGCUUUACUCGUAGAUUGUUUGUUUUUUCCGUCCCCCCAUUUUUCACUUGUUUCCUGUUUAAUAUAUAUUUUCCCCUUUCGAUUAUUGCGUUGCCAAACCGAACGUGCUUUACCGCAUUUCAAUUGUAUUUUUUUCCGUUUUUCAAAAACCCCCCUAAUCAUUCCCCCACCACCACAAAAACCAUUUCUCGGGACUCCCGCAUUUUUACAAUUUCUGGUAUCUGGGACCUUUUUGGAGAGUAUUAUAAAUAUUUAAUUGGGAUCUCUAAUAAUUCUGUUUCACUUGUUUUAGUCAUUGAGCUGGUUUAUUCGAUGAAUUCAAAUUCGUUGUCAGAAAUGGGAAACAAUAAAAAAUUUUGACAAAGUAGGUA
Messenger RNA from Caenorhabditis elegans, 3367 nucleotides. It is a transcript of the gene larp-5, whose product is annotated as HTH La-type RNA-binding domain-containing protein. Gene Ontology annotation, molecular function: RNA binding. Bases 152 to 2434 code for a protein of 760 amino acids. The record is from RefSeq and is marked reviewed. Lineage: Eukaryota; Metazoa; Nematoda; Chromadorea; Rhabditida; Rhabditidae. The transcript has 9 exons.